This is a messenger RNA of Heterotrigona itama, 941 nucleotides long. NCBI's taxonomy places the organism in Eukaryota, Metazoa, Arthropoda, Insecta, Hymenoptera, Apidae. The record is from the annotation of a GenBank genome assembly.
AUGAAUGUCGCAGUGGGCGGCAGCGAGCGAGUUCGAAAGCUUCUGUUACCCGUGGCUAACAGUUCCCGUGCGUACGUACACGCUCUGGCUCUGAUUUAAAUCUCUCCGAAAACGUCGGCCAACUCGCCGAGCGCCGAAAGUUUCUCUAGUCCUUCGGGAACGUCCGUCGUGUUCGGGGAAGGGAAAAAGAAAGAAAGAAAGAAAGAAAGAAAGAGAGAGAAAGAAAGUAAACCGAGAAGUGGAGGGGAAUAAAAAAAGGGGGGAUGCGCGUUCCUUUGUUCCGCGCAUUCCAGAGAGACCGGUCGUAAAUUUCCUUAAAACACCACGGCUCGAUCCCGUUUCCGAUGGGAUCUCAUCGCACAGUGAAACGCGCUGCGUCGCGUGGAAAUGCGCCUCCGUUCUCGUUACGUUUUUAAUUGAAACAGCCAUCUCCGAAACGCGAGAAACCGAUUCGCGCGAAUAUCUAGAGUCGUGAAUGUUGACUCGUGUGUAGUAGUAGGGAGAGAAAAAGAAAAGGACGAACGUAAAGAUUGUGACGAAAAGAUUGUGAAGAUCGGCGGAGCGGGGGAGGAGGGGAAGAAGGCCGUGAACAAUAAGUUUUCUGUGUAAAGAAAUCGUUUCCGCGCUGCCGAGUACAAUGAUCCCCGCCGAGUGGGAAUUCUCCAAUUCGAAUUGCAAUUUCAGAAAUGGCCUACGAGACAGUGGCAUGGCUGAACGCCGAUUUCACCGAGAAAGUGAUACAAUUGGCCGAGGUCGACAGCACCAUCAAAGUGAUCGAUGUAUCUGCGAAACCUGCCACCGCCGCCGGCGACAAUUACACCAGCGACAUGGUGAGAGUGGUGGCGGAGUUCACGCGGAAACAGGGCAAAGCUAAGGUCACCGAGAAGAAAUCGCUUUUGUUCAAGUUCGAGCCGAUAGACGAAGGACCGCGGAAGGAAAUG